AUGUUUUCAACAACCAACGAUUACCAACGCUCUUAUGUGACACAGAGGUCACCGAAGGAAAAAACUAGUUAUGCAUGUAUUACUUAUCUUGAUGAACCGAUGGAAUAUAGUAUCGCCGAAUCGAAACGUUUCUUGCAUGUCAACGAGGACGGUUUUGGAAUUAUCAAGGAAUUCAGGAAAUCAUAUAAUGUUCACGUAGAGCAAACGGGUACACAAGCAUCAAUGGAGCGCUAUGGUCUAUUACUAGAACGAGCAAUGAAAUCCCAGAUGCAUGAAGAAGUUCCAUCUGACUGUGAAGAUUGGAAAAGAAAAAAACAAAAAGAAAAUCGAUUGAAAAAUUCAACAACAACUGUGACAUCAAAUCCAGUAUCGACCAUACGUGAAGAACGACAAAUGACUUCUUCGAAUGAACUGUUAUCUAUUAUUGCUUCUGACGAUGAGAUAUCAACUAUCAAUGAGAAAUCUGAAAAAGAAAAAUUAUCUUCACUAUCUUGCCAGUAUGAUUCUAUAAAUGUUAAAUCUGUGUCGAGUUCAAAAAUUCGAGUAUUAGAAAAAGAACGUGAACAGUGUUCGCCAAAUUUUGAUGAUGAUGAAGUAGAGGAAGACAAACAAUUAAGUUUAUCAUCUGAUGACGAUGAUUUCGAUCCAAAUGUGUCGUCGAAUUCAAUGAAAAAUCAACACAAGUUAUCUUUUUCAAAAAAACGUUCAAAAAAACAAACAGCAAAACUUCCAAUUGUUAAGCGUUUACGCUUUUCAACGCAUGACGAUGAAGAAGAAAAAAAUGAACGAUUAGAUAUCGAACAAGUUCUGAGUCUUGUGAAAGAGCUAAAUGAGAAUGUUCUGAAGAUAGAAAAUAGACAAAUUCAAACAACCAUUGCUUUAGAACGUCAGAACAAGUUUUUAAAAGUUUUAUGUAAAAAUCAGAAAAAAUUGGCUAAAUGUUUUGCUCGGCAUAAAAUUCCUGUUUGUCUUGAAGAUGAUGAUAAAGAACUACAAUUAAAUGAUGAACAACGAAAUAAUUCUACUGUUACAUAUGAACGAAGCGACGGUAAUGUUAUUGAUCUUUUAAAAUUACAAGGUACCAAGCAACACACUGUGAAAUAUGCUUUAAAACUGAUUGAUGUAUUAUUUAUCGAUAAAUAUGAAUUUCAAAACCUCAACGUAAAAAAAGCUGAUGAAGAUUCAAGAAUAAAGAAAAUAUGA
Molecule: messenger RNA, 1203 nt
Organism: Rotaria socialis
Lineage: Eukaryota; Metazoa; Rotifera; Eurotatoria; Philodinida; Philodinidae
Source: the annotation of a GenBank genome assembly